This is a messenger RNA of Macrobrachium nipponense, 2381 nucleotides long. Its product is annotated as organic cation transporter protein-like. Gene Ontology annotation, biological process: transmembrane transport. Lineage: Eukaryota; Metazoa; Arthropoda; Malacostraca; Decapoda; Palaemonidae. Gene Ontology annotation, cellular component: membrane. Gene Ontology annotation, molecular function: transmembrane transporter activity. The record is from RefSeq and is a predicted model, not a curated record. The transcript has 12 exons. The coding region runs from base 236 to 2101 and encodes 621 amino acids.
GAGAGAAAAAAAAAACAUCCCUGGAAAGAUAAUAAUAAGUCUAUGAUUUUAUAAUCAACUUUUUUUUUCUGUCCACCCUGUUAGUACCUCCUAUUCACCGACGAGCAGGUGAGGUUGCUUCCAUGAUAAGAACCAGUGACAAAGCGAGGCUUCAUUCAUUCAUUGUCGUCACUUCCUCCCUGGAAUAUGUACCUACCAGUGGUGCUGCUGAGCCGAGUUGCAAUAUAGCUAAACCAUGGGAGAGAUGCAGCCUCCAGAGGAUCACGGGGAAAAGGAAAAAGAUAAGAACGAUGCUCUUAAAGAUUUGGUGUACGUCAGCAAAACUGGAAAGCCAGAGGAUUUCAAGCUGGACGAGGACGGCGGAGUUUCUGGAAUCUCGUCCUUUGAGGAUGUCCUGGAAAUGAUUGACCCCACAGGUCGCUGGAACUUGGCUACGUUGAUCGUCUGUUCUAUGGGUUCGAUCGUACUGGCCUCCCAGACCAUCACCUACCAAUUCCUUGGCAGCACUCCAGAACACUGGUGCCACGUCGAGCAGCUGACAGCGGCCAAUUGGACACAAGAGCAGAUCCUCGACUUGGCCAUUCCUUUUUCCAGCAAUGACACCAGCGAGAAAAACUGCAAAUUCUUCAAUUACGAUUACGCCAAGGCGGUGGAGAUGGGCUACGAGGCCGCCAUGAAAAACCGGGGUUCGAUCUCCAUCGGGGACGGAAGCCCCAUCUACUGUCAGUCUCGUGACUUCAACGUCAGUCAUUACAGCCUGACGCUCGUCGCCGAGUGGGAUCUGGUGUGUGAGAGACGCGCUUUGUACUCAACAACUCAGUCUGCAUCCCAGAUCGGAAUCCUCUUUGGAGCUCUGUCUUGUGGGUACUUGAUGGACAGGUUUGGUCGGAGACCCGUCAUCCUUACUUGCGUGGUGGCGAGCAUCUUAGCUGCGUUGGGAGCUGCCGCCUCUCCCACCUUUUCCGUCUACGUUUUGCUGAGGAUUCUCAUAUCCUUCUUCGCCUUCGGACAUGCUACCGGUUCCUUCAUAUAUGUCAUGGAGAUUUGCUCGCCCAGCCAACGUUCGUCGGUGGGCACCGUCGGGGGCGUUCCCUGGUCGUUGGGGUACAUGAUUGUCCCGGGCAUCGCAUACCUCAUCAGACCUUGGAGGUGGCUGCAGGUGGCUUACUCCAUUCCGAUGUUUUAUCUGAUAUCUUAUUAUUGGUUCAUGCCUGAGUCACCACGUUGGUUGAUCGCUAAUGGUCGCUAUGAUCAAGCCGUCGAAAUCUUUUCCGAAGCUGCCAGAGUAAAUGGACGCUCUUUCCCGCCGGCGGGAGCCAUGGUCGCAUCCUUGAAGAAGAUGUCUGCAGUGGUCGAGGCCAAGCCAAAACAAAAGCUCUCCCGCGCCAUCAUCGACAACCUGAAACAUUUCCUGGUACUGGUGCUGAAGAAAGAAUACAGGAUGACCAUACUCAUCAGCUACUUCUGCUGGUGUGCAGUGUCUAUGGUGUAUUAUGGGGUUUCACUCAACUCAGGAAACCUGAGCACUGAUCCUUACAUGUACGUCUUCUUGGGAGGUUUGGCCGAAAUACCUGCUUACUUCAUAACGUGGUUCUUAGUGGCGCGGAUUGGGAGGAGACUUGCUCUGAUGCUCUGCUACUCAGUCUGCGGAGUCACCAUCUGCACUGUGGCCAUCCUCUUGGCGACACAAGACUCAGUGUCUUCGGAACUACUGAUGUUCCUUUCAUUGACGGGGAAGACAGCCAUCUCGGCGGCUUUCAUCAUCGUCUACAUCUACACCGCUGAGCUCUUCCCGACUCGGUACCGAUCCUUGGCCGUCGGGGAAUCCAGCAUGAUGGCUCGAGUCGGGAGCAUCACUUCGCCUUACAUCAACGAUCUGCUGGGCGUCGUCAUCACCUGGGGUCCCUCGGCCCUUUUUGCAGCCAUGUCAGCGGCAGCCGCGGCCCUGUGCUUAUUUCUGCCCGAGACGAGAGACUCCAUCACGGAGGAGAAGGUGGCGGCGGCGCCUAAGCGAGGCGCAGAAGAAGGAGGUCCCGUAGUAGUAGAUACCAGAACGCCGACGAAGCAGGCCAAAGCGAACGAGGCCUUUGAGGAUGACUGAUUUUGAUUCGCUAUUUUUCCUUUUUAUUUUAUUAUACUUUAUUUUAUUUUGCUUUCUGCUUUUGUUUUUGUUUUGUACAUUUUUUUUUAGAUAGCAUUUUAAACCCAUUUUGUUUUUGUUAAGUACAUUUUGUGAGCAAAUGUUAGAGCAGAAGAGUACUUGGCAGCAACAUUUCAUUGUAUUUAGGUACCUUUUAACUUUUUAUGUUUUUAGAUGACUUUUUAUUUAUCAACUUUGUUAUUGAUUUGCAUGUAAAGACAUGAAACAAAACAAUUUUUAA